AUGGCUAUCACGCGAUACAACCAGCACCCAGAUACUUUUCUCACCAUGACUGCAAAUCGCAAUUGGCCAGAAAUUACUUCAGCAUUAUUACCACACCAAAAAACUAUUGACCGUCCUGAUUUGAUUGCCCGUGUUUUUGAGCUAAAAAGAAAGUGUUUGAUGAAGGAGAUAGAGACAAACAAAGUGUUCGAUAAAAUUCGAAUAUGUGCUCAAGUAGACAAAUUAGUUUGUGCAGAACUUCCAGAUCCAAAAAAUGAUCCUACAUUUUUUGAAACUGUCAAGUGUUGCAUGGUACAUGGACCAUGUGGUGCUCGAAAUCCCCAAGCACCAUGUAUGGAAAAUGGUAGAUGCACUAAGAAAUACCCUCGAGCCUUUGCAGAAUCAACAACUAUGGACCAAGAUGGAUAUCAAAUCUAUCGUCGUCGCAAUAGUGGUCAAGUAUAUACUGUGAGAGGACAGGAAGUUGAUAAUAGGGAUAUGGUACCAUACAAUGCAUAUCUUUCUAAACGGUUCAACUGUACAUAA
This is a messenger RNA of Camellia sinensis, 525 nucleotides long. RefSeq lists its product as uncharacterized. NCBI's taxonomy places the organism in Eukaryota, Viridiplantae, Streptophyta, Magnoliopsida, Ericales, Theaceae. Gene Ontology annotation, molecular function: DNA helicase activity. Gene Ontology annotation, biological process: telomere maintenance; DNA repair. The record is from RefSeq and is a predicted model, not a curated record.